This is a messenger RNA of Phlebotomus papatasi, 749 nucleotides long. It is a transcript of the gene geminin, whose product is annotated as geminin. NCBI's taxonomy places the organism in Eukaryota, Metazoa, Arthropoda, Insecta, Diptera, Psychodidae. The record is from RefSeq and is a predicted model, not a curated record. The transcript has 3 exons. Bases 92 to 655 code for a protein of 187 amino acids. Gene Ontology annotation, biological process: regulation of DNA replication.
AUUAAUUUCGAAAACGCUUGGAAAAAUUGUUUUUAUUGGCGCGCUGUGUUUUGACUCGAUUUUUCUAAUUUUAUACAAAAACACGCUGAAAAUGAGUGGAAAAGCCAGUAAAGUUUUCAUCCAAGUCGAAUCUGAAGAAGUCCAGCAGGAGAAUCUCAAAAACAAUCGCCGCACCUUCAAAGUACUCCAGAAGAAUGCCAAAGACAAGGAAAAUCUCGUGGGGCGCUCCAUAGUGCCGAUUGGGAAGGAAAUUUUGGGGAAACAGAAGGCGGAAUUGGAGGAGGAGAAAUCUGGCCAGAAGAAGCGAAAGCAGACAUCUCAGCACGUUCAGACAGACUCAGAAGAGAGCUGUGAUCAACAGAUAACCGAGGCAGAUUUGACAUCAACAGCAGGUCCGAGUCAGAAAUAUUGGGAAAUUCUGGCUGAAAAGCGUCGGGUGGCUUUGGAGGAUGCCCUCAAAGAGAAUGAAGCUCUUCAUGAGGAAGUGAAGAGUCUGAAGGCUGAACUUGAUCAAGCCCAUGCGAUGCUGGAUGAGACGAAUAAGAUGGUGGAGACUCUUUCUGAGAUGAUACAGGGCAAUGAGGAAGCUGAGGAAGAUGCCGAUCAGGAGGAAGCAGCGAAUGCCAAUGAAGAAGAGGAGGCUGCAGGGGAGUGAAAAAACAAUUCUAUCUUCAUCAUCUAUAUUUCCUGCCUAAUUUAUGUUAUUCGUAAAGGUAUUUUCAAUAAAAUGAUCAUUUUGAACUGAAAAA